ACUUACUCAACUCUUGACUCCACAAUCGGAAAUGCUGUUGCGGACAAAGCUGUUGCAAUACCUCCACUGUUCAUCAAUAGAAUGUGUGCUACUAUGACAGCCCACAUCUAUGCCCGCCAUAGCACCCGAACUCAAAAAGCGAUCGGUGAAGGAAUUUUGAUCGCCGGCACGAGCCGAGCAGAUCGUAAAGUCUGGGGCUUGGCGAGCAAUCUCUGGAAGAGAAUGGUUGCGCUUGGUGCAAUUGCAUCUCCGGGUGGGGGUAAGCAGCAGCAGAAGCCUGAUUCAGCGGUGUGCGAAAUUUUCCAAAAAGCCGUUGCUCGGAGGCGUUCGCAGUGUACAAAAAAGCGCAAAAAACAAGUGGCCGAACGAAGCACCGCUAUUAUUAUGCCACUUUUUGCCGUUCGUUUUUUGUAA
Molecule: messenger RNA, 414 nt
Organism: Gongylonema pulchrum
Lineage: Eukaryota; Metazoa; Nematoda; Chromadorea; Rhabditida; Gongylonematidae
Source: the annotation of a GenBank genome assembly